This is a messenger RNA of Rotaria sp. Silwood2, 870 nucleotides long. The record is from the annotation of a GenBank genome assembly. Lineage: Eukaryota; Metazoa; Rotifera; Eurotatoria; Philodinida; Philodinidae.
AUGAUAGAUAAUGAAGCUCUCGUUGACAGUUGGCUCCGUGAAGAAUCAACAUGGCAGCAACAAUUUCGUGGUUGGGAUUUUUCACAGCUAACUUCCAGUGGGCGAAUAUCAUUUAAUAUGUCUGAAGAACAGCUUGGUUGGGAUUAUAAAAAGUUUAUUUGCCAAACACUCGCAAAACUCUCAGAUGCAAAUGAUAAUAACAAGGAUGACGAAAUUUAUUUACUAGAUUUAGGAACAGGUGGUGGUGAAUAUUUAGAAGAAAUACUACCAAGACUUCCGAUCAGAGGAAAAAAGUUAACAGUAUAUGCAACAGAAUCAUAUAGACCUAAUUUUCUAUUAGCUAAGCAACGUUUGACACCAUAUGGCGUUAUUGUUAUUCAAACUGAUUCAGAUAGUCUAAAUAGUCUGCUACCAUUUACGAACGACGGGCCCAAAUUCGACUUGAUCAUCUCUCGUCACACAUGUUACAAUACUCGUGAAGUCGGCCGUCUGCUUAAAUUCGGAACUGGAACCUUUAUAACAGAACAAGUCGAUGGAACAUCUAACCGAGAUUUGAUUGAAUUAUUUGGUCAUAAACCCCAAUGGCCAUAUUUUACUCUUGGUUAUGCUUCUCUAACGCUGAAACACCAAGCGCCAUUCAUGAAACUGGUUAGAGCACAAGAAUCGGAAACAAAAAGUGGAAGUGGUAGUUGUGGUAGUGGUAGUGGUAGUGGUAGUGGUAGUGGUAGUGGUAGUGGUAGUGGUAGUGAUAGUGGUAGUGGUAGUGGUAGUGGUAGUGAUAGUGGUAGUGGUAGUGGUAGUGGUAGUGAUAGUGGUAGUGGUAGUGGUAGUGGUAGUGAUAGUGGUUGUGGACGGCAACAAUGUUGUUGA